AUGAGGAAGUGCUUCCCCAAGAACCGCCUCCCUCUGCCCACUAUCAAGAGUGUGUUCCACCACCAGCUGCCCCACGUACCGGCAGGAGGGCCCGUCGCUCAGCUCUACAACCAGCCACUGGGGGGUGAGGGUCACACACAUACAUGUAUGCGCACAAGCAUACACACACACACGCAUACUAUACUCACAAUGCUUGCUAGCCACUUAGAUCACCCCAAUGGUUAUUGCACACAGUUUAUUCACACGCUCCACCACACAUGCCCCUUUCAGGAAGACCCAUUUACUAGUUCUACACCAUGGGGUAAGACUUGUCACAAUAAAUAGUAGCCUAACCACUACUGAGUCACACUCCUCAUUGUCUAGUAUCAUACUACUAGCACAGUAUAAUACAGUCUCCCCUACUUUAAGGAACUCUAACUCAAGAACUUUCACUCUACUAACAGUUGUUCAUUGAUGUCACUUCACUCAUUAAGCCAUCUGCAGGCUGCCCAAUCGAGACGCCAGCUGUUCUCUCUCGCUUUCGCUCUGUCUCUCUGUCUCGCUCUCUCUUUCUCUCGUCUCCCUCCUAGCUGCUUAUUCUCACAUUUGCCUGUAGGGUCAUUCCACCUCAAAAAGCAUAAAAAAGAGGAUUUUGUCACCCUGUGCACUGGCCUUUGGGGUGGGAUUGGUGUAGUGUGUGAAGGAUCUGUUGGUGGCGUUUGACAAUUUCUUUGGAUUCCUCAUGUCUUACUCAUUGGUCGGAGGAAGUUUGGUCCAAAUCGGAUUUUAGGUUAUUAUAUUUAUUGAAUAUUAUGUGAAUCCUGUAAAUUAAAAGGGCUAAUUUGGGUGCAGUCAAUUAGCUUAAUUUCUCAGAGAUCAAAUCAUAUUUCAACAAAAUAAUGUUGCAAGAAUGAUUAUCUUUUAUGUUGCUAACUGCAGAAACCAUUUCAGAACAAUCUGAGAUGGUGGGUGUCAAGGCUUGCUGAAAUGACAUGGAACGACCCUGCAAUCAUCUCUCCUCUCAUCUAGUACACAAUCCAACCAACCAAUCAGGGCUAAAAUCAUAAAGAUCAUAUUUAGCAUUGGGAUCAUUUACCAUUGGAUUUAAGAUUAUUUUAGUGCUAAAGAUUUUUUAAAAAUACUUAUGUUUUUUGGAAACUCACCCUAGACCCUGUAACCAGUCCGAUUACGCCUUGAUCUUGCAGUCAAUUCCAUUUAAAUUCCAUCAAAUCAGAAAGUAAGCUGAAAUUAUAAUUAAAUGUUCAAUUGUCCUCACUGCUUCUCUGAGAAAAAUGUCAGUUUACUUCCUGGAAUGACUGAAUACUGAAUAGAACUGGAAUUGAGCCCAACCUUUGUCCCUGUGUGUGGUUGCCAGUGGAUGACGUGGUGGACGAGAGCGAUGAUAAUGAGGACGCUGAGACGGAGAACGACACAGAGAACGAGGAGGAGGAGAAGGACCACCACGCCGGGGUACAGUAACCAUGACUACAGCCUUUUCAUUUAAACCACACCUUGUUUGACUGACCGCAAAAUGACCACAGGACAGGUGCACUGCAGUGACCAGACCAACGGACGCAAUAUGCAAACACCAGUGUGACCACAACCACUACUGACCACAAGCACAGCUGCUCUCUGUCCACAUUCUCUCUCUCUCUGAAGUUAGAGUGAAAACAAUUGAAUACACUGUUUUCCAUUGGGAUCCAGCUCCUGCUUAUUUAGGUGUUUUGAUGAUGUGUUCUCCCCCCCUGCAGAAUGAUGACAUAGAAACGGACAUCAGUAAACUGCGACCCAAAGAGACCCAUAGCAGGCCUUUUGAGGAGCUGAAGAUCUAUGAGAGAUUCUUUCUGGAGCUCUCAGAGGAUUUCCAGGUAAUGCAGUAAACCUUUUUGUGUCUUUAGUUGAAUCUUCAACAUCAAUAAAUCAGAUCAAUAUUGUAACAUUCCAUUUUAAAACCAGUGUUUCCCCUAUAUUCAUUGCCGCCACUCCAAAAUAUAUGAUUUAAAAUAUAUAUUUGUUUUUAUUAGUUUUUUAAAAUAAUUUUCGGGAUGGUAAAAGUUUUCAGUGUAAACUUAAACGAUUAAAACCAGAUAUACAGUAUGUAGAAAAGAUAAUGGAGCUAUAUAUUUUUUAAAUAAGAUCCUCUUUGAGAACUAACCACCAAAAUAAAAACUAGACAGUCAGGGAGAAUCUAAAAUUCCAAAGUUGUUAUUGCAUGGGGCCCCCCAUUGAUUUUGUUAUAAUGUUUGAGUCACUCAGAUAGCAUAGGAACAUGGCAUAAGCCAUGUAGAAUUGCAGGAAAUUAGCUUUAAAACAGCAAAAUGUUGUCUCUGCGGCCAAGAGGAUGGUCUCAAAAAUGUUCACCAUUGGCCAUGCCCACUACCACGCCCCCCCACGCUAACUUUGCCACCGCUGCUGAAAAAAAUCACUGUGAAACAUACAGAAGUGUGUUUUUCAUGAGGGGACCACACUGGUAAGUGAUCAGAAAGCUGCCUCUCAUCCUAAAGUUCAAUCUCCUUUGUGUCUCUGCAGGGAUUUAACUUUGAUAACCCAAAGAGCGGUGUGACGGCCACCCCGGCAGCUCCAAAGUCUCACCGCCCCAUCAUCGUUCCCACCGCCCAGGCCCUGCCCCCAAAACACCCCACUGCCGCCCCCCUCCAGGGGGAGUGCCACCUGGCCAAAGGUGAACACCCCCACCCUGAAGCCUCUCCUCCGGCCCCAGCAGCCACCCCGGCCCCAGUCCAUCCCCUGGACCUGGACACCAUCAAUAUCACCAAGGACCAAGAUGGCUGCUGUGACCACAGCCAAAUCCAACCACACCCGGGGCUGGAGCAGGAGCUUGUGCAGGGGCUGGAGCGGGUGGCCCUGGAGGGGGCUGGGCCUCAGGGCAGGGCAGGGGGUGGAGGAGGGGUCAACAGGCACAAUAGACAACCCCCCCUGCUGGCUGCCCGGCAAGGGGGCGGGGCCGAGGAGACGUUAGCAGAGGAGGAGGGAGGCGAGGGGGCGGUGCUGGAGGUGCCGGACACGGCGUUGCUCCUGCCACUCCACGACCCUGACCUAUACGUGGAGAUGGUGAAGAGCACAAGCUCUGUGCCACAGUACUCAGAAGUGGCCUACCCAGACUACUUUGGCCACGUGGCGCCCACCUUCCGAGAACACAUCCUGGAGAGGGUCUAUGGCGUGCAGAGGUGAGACCCCUAGACGCUGAUCUAGGUUCUACUGAAUGUGUCUGUUUUGCACUCCCUCUCCCCCCUGUUAUUUGAGAUUAAGAGAACUGGACCAGUAGCUGGAAAGUUGCUGGUUUAUUGCUAACAGUCAAAUCUCCUUGUGUCACCUCUUUCCACUAACAAUGACUGAUUUCUGGUAGUCGGGUGGCUUAAAGUAGUAUAGAGUCUAAGUGAAGGGUUGGUUUGUUCUGUUAGUGCUCUCCUCUGCUGCUGCAGUGUGAUGAUGAUGUCACUCAGUCCUCUGCCCCCCUACAGGACUAAGAUCUUCCAGGACAUUGAGAGGCUGAUCCACCCCAAUGACAUCCUGGAUAAAGUGGUCUACGACUUGGACAUACAGAGGUGAGCAUCAUCGUCAUCAUCUUCAGUCCAGGAAACUUGGAAUGUGUCUGUGUGUGUGUGUGUCUCACGGUGUGGGUUUCUGUUGUGUUUCAGUUGUCCAGUGAUUGAUGACGGUGAAUCUCUGAAGUUCAACUCUCAGUUUGAGUCUGGCAACCUGAGGAAAGCUAUUCAAGUCAGAAAGUGAGUAUUGUGUCCCAUUGUUACAUAAACUGGGAACAACAUGUAUUUUUUGUAUUCAACUUUGUCUCCGUACCCACAUGUGGGCCAUUUGGUUUGCCUAAAGGUUGUGCUGAUGUGAUCUGUGUGUGUUCCAGGUUUGAGUAUGACCUGAUCCUAAACUCCGACAUCAACAGUAACCACUACCACCAGUGGUUCUACUUUGAGGUGAGCGGCAUGCGCGUGGGAGCCCCCUAUCGCUUCAACAUCAUCAACUGUGAAAAGUCCAACAGCCAGUUCAACUACGGUAAGCGACUGACUGACUGCCUUGGUCAUUUUUGUUGCAUUAUUUAGCCUUUGAUGUGUGGCAAAGCUGCUGUGUGUAGAUAGAAAUGCUAAUUCAGUUUGUGGUGUGUGUAUAUAAUGAACCUCUCCUUAGUAAUUGACUGCAUGUACCGUUUGCAGGUAUGCAGGUGCUGAUGUACUCUGUUCAGGAGGCCAUUAGUGGCAGGCCCCGUUGGGUUCGCACCGGAACGGACAUCUGUUACUACAAGUAGGUGUGACUGUCCUACUUUACCCCCGUGAGCAGAGUCAGUAUCACACAGCCCACCGGACAAGUAGUGCACCUGUCAGGAGAAAUGAGCCCUGUUCCAAUACUUUAGAAAUGCAUCCUUCCGUCUGACCUGUUCCUUGAAGUAACCACAGAUCUAAAUUGGUUGUUAUAAAAAGUAAUAGGGUGGUAACCUUGCUUUGUCUUAUCCAAUAACUUACAGAUCUGUGCUUACCCCAAGCAAACGAGAAAGGAAGGAAGGUAUUUGAACAGGGCCAUCAAAUAGGUUCCUUGUUGGUCACUUUGGUAGAUACUGGUGUCAUGAGUGUGAAUUUGUUUGUAAGUUUCUGUUUGUUAUUGUAUCAAGCAUUUGGGAACUUUUCAACCUCCUUUUACCCAGAAACCACUUCUCCAGGAGCUCGAUAGCGGCAGGCGGUCAGAAGGGGAAGUCCUACUACACCAUGACCUUCAGCAUGACCUUCAACCACAAGGACGAUGUCUGCUAUUUCGCCUACCACUACCCCUACACCUACUCUACUCUAAAGGUAAUAUACACUGAGUAUACAAAACAUUAAGGACACCUGCUCUUUCCAUGACAUAGACUGACCAGGUGAAAGCUAUGAUCCCUUAUUGAUGUCACUUGUUAAAUCCAUUUCAAUCAGUGUAGAUGAAGGGAGGGAGACGGGUUAAAGAAGGACUUUUAAGCCUUGAAACAAUUGAGACAUGAAUUGUGUGUGUGUGUACCAUUCAGAGGGUGAAUGGGCAAGAGAAAAUAUUUAAGUGCCUUUGAACGGGGUAUGGUAGUAGGUGCCAGGCGCACUGGUUUGUGUCAAGAACUGCAACGCUGCUGGGUUUUUCACGCUCAACAGUUUCCUGUGUGUAUCAAGAAUGGUCCACCACCCAAAGGACAUCUAGCCAACUUGACACAACUGUGGGAAGCAUUGGAGUCAAUAUGGGUCACAUCCCUGUGGAAUGCCUUUGACACCUUGUAGAGUCAAUGGCUGUUCUGAGGGCAAAAGGGGGACCUCAACUCAAUAUUAGGAAGGAGUUCCUAAUGUUUGGUAUACUAGGUGGCCGUGGCUUGCUAUAUAAAGCAGGCAGACAGGCAUCGAUGCAUUCAGUUACUGUUCCAUUGAACGUUAGCAUGGGCAAAACGAGUGACCUAAGUGACUUUGAGCGUGGUAUGAUUGUCUGUGCCAGGAACGCAGGUUCCAGUAUCUCAGAAAUGGCCUCUUGGGCUUUUCUAGGUAUUAACGAGAAUGGUGCGGCAAACAAAAAAACAUCCAGUCAGAGGCAGGCCUGUGGGUGAAAACCGCUCGUUGAUGAGAGGUCGAAGGAGAAUGGUAAGACAGGCGGGCCACAAACAGGCAAAUAACAGCGCAGUACAACCGUGUGCAGAACGGCAUCUCGGAACGCACAACUCGUCGAUCCUUGUCACGGAUGGGCUAUUGCAGCAGACGACCACACCGGGUUUCACUCUUAUCAGCUCAAAACAAGAAGAAGCGGCUCCAGUGAGCACACGAUCACCAACACUGGACAAUUGAGGAGUGGAAAAACAUUGCCUGGUCCGACAAAUCCCAGUUCCUGUUGCGUCACACUGAUGGCAGUCAGGAUUUGGCGUAAGCAGCAUGAGUCCAUGGACCCAUCCUUCCUGGUGUACCACCAAUCUGCAGCAACUGUGUGAUGCUAUCGCGUCAGCAUGGACCAACAUCCCUGUGGAACGUGUCCGACUUGUAUAAUCAAUUCCCCGAAGAAUUCAGGCUGUUCUGGAGGCAAAGGGGGGUCCGACCCGUUACUAGAUGAGUGUACCUACUGUACUCUAAAGGUAAUAUAUUUCUACCCCUACACCUACUCUAAAGGUAAUAUAGUUCUACACCUACUCUAAUUGAACAUGUUAAUUAGUAGAGGUACUACUCUACUAGCCCAACAGAGCUCCACUGUUGUGUAAAGCUUCCUUAUUGUCUGUGUUCCUGUCUUCCUGCCCAGAUGCACCUUCAGAAGCUGGAGGCGCUGCGCACCCCUCAGAUCUACAUGCGCCAGGACGUCCUGUGUGAGACUCUUGGGGGCAACAGCUGCCCCCUCCUCACCAUCACCGCCAUGCCCGAGUCCACCAGCAACGACCAGAUCUGCCAGUUCAGUGAGUACUGACUGACCACAGACUACUGAGGUGGGGACUGACCUAGGAUGACUUAAAGAUAUCACUGUCUAUCUGUCACAUUACUGUCUCAUCCUUCUUUGGGGAUGUGUGUUGCUGAGUGUAUUUUUUUAUGUGAUGUGUGUUUGUGUGUGUCCAGGGAACCGUCCACUGGUGUUCCUGUCAGCGCGAGUGCACCCAGGGGAGACCAAUGCCAGCUGGGUGAUGAAGGGCACCCUGGAGUUCCUGAUGGGCAGCAGCCCCCUGGCACAUAGUCUCAGGGAGGCCUACAUCUUCAAGAUAGUCCCAAUGCUCAACCCUGACGGAGUGGUCAACGGCAAGUAAGUGUAGAUUUGGCCUUGUGUUUUAGGUUAUUAUUCCUGCUGAAAGGUGAAUUCAUCUCCAAGUGUCUGGUGGAAAGCAGACUGAACCAGGUUUUCCUCUAGGAUUUUGCCUGUGCUUAGCGCCAUUCCGUUUCUUUUUUAUCCUGAAAAACUCCCCAGUCCUUAACGAUUACAAGCAUACCCAUAACAUCAUGCAGCCUCCACUAUGCUUGACAAUAUGGAGAGUGGAACUAUGUAAUGUAUUGUAUUUGCCACAAACAUAACACUUUGUUUUCAGGACAAAGUGUUAAUUGCUUUGCCACAUGUUUUGCAGUAUUGCUUUAGUGCCUUGUUGCAAACAGGAUGCAUGUUUUGGAAUAUUUGUAUUCUGUACAGGCUUCCUUCUUUUCACUCUGUCAUUUAUGUUAGUAUUGGGGAGAAACUACAAUGUUGUUGAUCCAUCCUCAAUUUUCUCCUAUCAAAGUCAUUCAACUCUGUUACUGUUUUAAAGUCACCAUUGGCCUCAUGGUGAAAUCCCUGAGCGGUUUCCUUCCUAUCCAGCAACUGAGUUAGGAAGGAUGCCUGUAUCUUUUGUACUGAUUGGGUGUAUUGAUACACCAUCCAAAGUGUAAUAAAUAACUUCACCACGCUCAAAGGCAUAUUCAAUGUCUACUUUUUUUUAUUUUAUUAUUUCAUCUACCAAUAGGUGCUCUUCUUUGCUUGGCAUUGGAAAACCUCCCUGGUCUUUGUGGUUGAGUCUGUGUUUGAAAUUCACUGCUCGACUGAGGGAACUUACAGAUAAUUGUAUAUGUGGGGUGCAGAGAUUAGGUAGUCAUUCAAAACUCAUGUUAAACACUAUAAUUGCAAAUAGAAUGAGUCCAUGCAACUUAUUAUGUGACUUAAGCAAAUUUUUACUCCUGAACUUUAUUUAGGCUUGCCAUAACAAAGGGCUUGAAUACUUAUUGACUCUAGACAUUUCAGCUUUUCUUUGGAAUGAACUUUGACCUAUUCUGUGUAGGCCAGUGACAAGAAAUCUCAAUUUAAUCUAUUUUAAAUUCAGGCUGUAACACAACAACAUUUUGAAAAAGUCAAGUGGUGUGAAUACUUUCGGAAGGCACUGUAUAUAACAACCGCACUAUUUCUUCGCCCUGUUUCUCCCUCCAGUCACCGUUGUUCUCUGAGUGGGGAGGAUCUGAACCGACAGUGGCAGAGCCCCAGUCCUGAGCUGCAUCCUACCAUUUACCACACCAAGAGCCUGCUGCAGUACCUCGCCGCUAUCCAGAGGGCGCCACUGGUGAGCCCAACCACGCUUACCGUAACCGCCAUAUGUGUGCCAUAGCCCACGAUACCCUUACAGCGCUGGUCGCACGUGGCUAACUCGGUCAUGCUAACCCUUUCCUUAGCCAUGACCUUAACCAUGUCACUUUCCCUAACAGUUGUGGCGGGAAAGCCAGAUUGAUGAAGUUCGAUUGUCUUCAUAAGUUCAGUCGUCCACUUCCCUGUGUGUCUGAGUCCUCUCCCUCCCUCUGGGAUGUAGGUGUUCUGUGACUACCACGGUCACUCCCGGAAGAAGAAUGUGUUCAUGUACGGUUGUAGUUUGAAGGAGACCGUAUGGCAGACCAACAUCAGCGCGACAUCCUGUGACCUACACGAAGACCUUGGCUACAGGGUGAGACACGCGCACACACAUACAGUACACUCACACAUAUACUGAACAAAAAUAUAAACGCAACAGAUUUUACUGAGUUACAGUUCAUAUAAGGAAAUCAGUCAAUUGAAAUAAAUUAAUUAGGUCCUAAUCUAUGGAUUUCACAUGACUGGGAAUGCAGAUAUGCAUCUGUUGGUUACAGAUACCUUUUUUUUAAAAGUAGGGUAUAGAUCAGAAAACCCGUCAGUAUCUGGUGUGACCACCAUUUCCAUUAUUUGCUGUGCAUUAUCAUGCUGAAACAUGAGGUGAUGGUGGUGGAUGAAUGGCACAACAAUGGGCCUCAGGAUCUUGUCAUGGUAUCUCUGUGCAUUAAAAUUGCCAUCGAUAAAAUGCAAUUGUGUUCGGUGUCCUUAGCUUAAGCCUGCCUGUACCAUAACCCCACCAUCUCCCAUCCAUCCAUAGCGUAUCCUCUCUCCGACACAGACCUCACUGUCUGUUGUCUAUAGGUGUCACACUAUAACUUUUCUCCCUCCCUCAGACUCUGCCUAAGAUCCUGUCCCAGACAGCGCCGGCCUUCAGCAUGGCCAGCUGCAGCUUUGUGGUGGAGCGCUCCAAGGAGGCCACCGCCCGCGUGGUGGUCUGGAGGGAGAUCGGAGUCCAGCGCAGCUACACUAUGGAGAGCACACUCUGUGGCUGUGACCAGGGCAAAUACAAGGUGUGUGGGUGUGUGUCCCAGCAAUGACAAUUGCAAGGUGUGUGUGUGUGUGUGUGUGUGUGUGUGUGUGUGUGGAUACAGCCAGCCUGUGGUGGGUGUGUGUGUGUGGACCAACAACCAGCAGGGGGAGCCAUAGUUCUGUAAAUCAUACAGUUAGUGACUCAAAGCAGCAUCACCAGGCUUAUGACUUCUCCACUAAACACUGUGUGUGUGUGUGUGCCAGCCAUGAUGACUGAGCUGAUGUUCUGCCUGUCGGUCUGUGAGUGUCCAGUGAGUGCAGAAACCUCUGUCAGCUCCUCUCCCUCUCUCAGCAUUGGGGUUGCCAAUGUCAACAUCUGCAGAGCCCAGGGGCAGGCUAGGGUUGCCUGUUUUGCAUGGUCCCUCUCCUUCCGUCCCUGCUGAUUAGGUUAUGUAUGUAUGGGGAAAGUGUUUGGACAGAUGUGCAGGGAUCGUAUUUUGUUGAGGUUCUAUUUCCCAUGGUCCCGCCAAGCCAGUAUCCUCUUUUUAGUUCUGCUCUGCUACAGACAUAUUACUGGAAGCCCUCUGUGGACUUGAGAGAUUGCACGUGGGACAGAAGUGUGUGUGUGAUAAUAAUUAGGUUGGUUGGUGCUUAUAGUUUCACACAUGUAUUCAUACAUUUCCAUCCCCAACUACAACAUUUUCCGUCUAGAUAGAACUGCCAAAGGGUGUGGAGUUGCAAUCUACUGUAGAGAUAGCCUGCAGAGCUCUAUCAUACUAUCCAGGUCUGUGCCUAAACAGUUUGAGCUCCUACUUCUAAAAAUCUACCUUUCCAGAAAUGUCUCUCACUGUUGCCGCUUGCUACAGACCCCCCUCAGACCCCAGCUGUGCCCUGGACACCAUAUGUGAAUUGAUUGCCCCCCAUCUAUCCUCGGAGUUCGUAUUGCUUGGUGACCUAAACUGGGAUAUGCUUAACACCCCGGCCAUCCUACAAUCCAAACUAGAUGCCCUCAAUCUCACACAAAUUAUCAAGGAACCUACCAGGUACAACCCUAAAUCCGUAAACAUGGGCACCCUCAUCGAUAUCAUCCUGACUAACUUACUCUCUAAAUACACCUCCGCUGUCUUCAACCAGGAUCUCAGCGAUCACUGCCUUGCGUGCGUCCGUAACGGGUCCGCGGUCAAACGACCACCCCUCAUCACUGUCAAACGCUCCCUAAAACACUUUAGCAAAGCAGGCCUUCCUAAUUGACCUGGCGCAGGUAUCCUGGAUGGAUAUCGAUCUCAUUCCGUCAGUAGAGGAUGCCUGGUUGUUCUUUAAAAGUGCUUUCCUAUCAGUCUUAAAUAAGCAGCACAAAAACAUCCUGUGGCGUACUGCAUUGGCAUCGAAUAGCCCCGCGAUAUGCAACUUUUCAGGGAAGUUAGGAACCAAUAUACACAAGCAGUUAGGAAAGCGAAGGCUAGCUUUUUCAAACAGUAAUUUGCAUCCUGUAGCACUAACUACAAAAAGUUUUGGGACACUGUAAAGUCCAUGGAGAAUAAGAGCACUUCCUCCCAGCUGCCCACUGCACUGAGGCUAGGAAACACUAUCACCACCGGUAAAUCUACAAUAAUCGAGAAUUUCAACAAGCAUUUUGCUACGGCUGGCCAUGCUUUCCACCUGGCUACCACUACCCCGGCCACCAGCUCUGCACCCUCCGCUGCAACUUGCCCAUGCCCCCCCCCCCGCUUCUCCUUCACACAAAUUCAGACAGCUGAUGUUCUGAAAGAGCUGCAAAAUCUGGACCCCUACAAAUCAUCUGGGCUAGACAAUCUGGACCCUUUCUUUCUAAAAUUUGCCACCGAAAUUGUCGCAACCCCUAUUACUAGCCUGUUCAACCUCUCUUGCGUAACGUCUGAGAUCCCCAGAGAUUGUGGUCCUCUGUAGCUCAGCUGGUAGAGCACGGCGCUUGUAACGCCAAGGUAGUGGGUUCGAUCCCCGGGACCACCCAUACACAAAAAAUGUAUGCACGCAUGACUGUAAGUUGCUUUGGAUAAAAGCGUCUGCUAAAUGGCUUAUUAUUAUUAUUAUUAUUAUUAUUAUUAUUAUUGGAAAGCUGCCGCGGUCAUCCCCCUCUUCAAAGGGGGUGACACUCUAGAUCCAAACUGUUACAGACCUAUAUCCAUCCUGCCCUGCCUUUCGAAGGUUUUUGAAAGCCAAGUUAACAAACAGAUCACCGACCAUUUCGAAUCCCACCGUACCUUCUCCGCUAUGCAAUCUGGUUUCUGAGCUGAUCAUGGGUGCACCUCAGCCACGCUCAAGGUCCUAAACGAUAUUAUAACCGCGAUCGAUAAUAGACAUUACUGUGCAGCCGUCUUCAUCGACCUGGCCAAGGCUUUCGACUCUGUCAACCACCGCAUUCUUAUUGGCAGACUAAAUAGCCUUGUUUUCUCAAAUGACUGCCUCGCCUGGUUCACCAACUACUUCUCAGAUAGAGUUCAAUGUGUCAAAUCGGAGGGCCUGUUGUCUGGACCUAUGGCAGUCUCUAUGGGGGUGCCAAAGGGUUCAAUUCUUGGGCUGACUCUAUUCUCUGUGUAUAUCAGUGAUGUCGCUCUUGCUGCUGGUGACUCUCAGAUCCACCUCUACGCAGACGACACCAUUUUGUAUACAUCUGGCCCUUCAUUAGACACUGUGUUAACAAACCUCCAAACGAGCUUCAAUACCAUACAACACUCCUUCCGUAGCCUCCAAUUGCUCUUAAACACUAGUAAAACUAAAUGCAUGCUCUUCAAUCGAACGCUGCUGGCACCCGCCCACCCGACUAGAAUCACUACUCUCGACGGGUCUGACCUAGAGUAUGUGGACAACUACAAAUACCUAGGUGUCUGGUUAGACCGUAAACUCUCCUUCCAGACUCACAUUAAGCAUCUCCAAUCCAAAGUGAAAUCUAGAAUCGGCUUCCUAUUUCGCAACAAAGCCUCCUUCAGUCAUGCUGCCAAACAUGCCCUUGUAAAACGGACUAUCCUACCGAUCCUUGACUUCGGCGAUGUCAUUUACAAAUAGCCUCCAACACUCUACUCAGCAAAUUGGAUGUAGUCUAUCACAGUGCCAUCAGUUUUGUCACCAAAGCCCCAUAUACUACCCACCACUGUGACCUGUACACUCUUGUUGGCUGGUCCUCACUACAUAUUCGUCGCAAAAACCCACUGGCUCCAGGUCAUUUAUAAAUCACUGCUAGGAAAAUCUCCGCCUUAUCUUAGCUGAUUGGUCACCAUAGCAACACCCACCCGUAUUAUGCGCUCCAGCAGGUAUAUCUCACUGGUCAUCCCCAAAGCCAACACCUCCUUUGGCCGCCAUUCCUUCCAGUUCUCUGCUGCCAAUGACUGGAACGAACUGCAAAAAUCUCUGAAGCUGGAGACUCUUAUCUCCCUCACUAACUUUAGGCAUCAGUUGUCAGAGCACCUUACCGAUCACUGCACCUGUACACAGCCCUUCUGAAAUUAGCCCACUCAACUACCUCAUUCCCCAUAUUGUUAUUUAUUUUGCUCAUUUGCACCCCAGUAUCUCUAUUUGCACAUCAUCUCUUGCACAUCUAUCAUUCCAGUGUUAAUACUAAUUGUAAUUAUUUUGCACAAUGGCCUAUUUAUUGCCUUACCUCCAUAACUUGCUACAUUUGCACACACUGUAUAUAUAUUUUCUGUUGUAUUUUUGACUUUAUGUUUUGUUUUACCCCAUAUGUAACUCUGUGUUGUUGUUUUUAUCGCACUGCUUUGCUCUAUCUUGGCCAGGUCGCAGUUGUAAAUGAGAACUUGUUCUCAACUGGCUUACCUGGUUAAAUAAAGGUUAAAUAAAUAAAUAAAUAAAAAUGUACAGGUCUGUAUUAUAAGCAUGUGUAAAUUGUAGAUAUAUAUUUUUGCAUCUCCCAACUCCCCCUGAGACUCUCUCGAAGAGUGGAGUCAUGGCCAGGGUCAGCCAUUAUCAACGGUGACCUUGGAUCAAUUAGGGUUAAGUGCCUUGCUCAAGGGCACAUCGACAGAUUUUUCACCUUGUCACUCUAACUACUAGGCUACCUGCCGUGUGUGUGUGUGUGUGUGUGUGUGUGUGUGUGCAUGCGCAGUGUUUAUAAGUGUAAAUAAUAAUAAUAAUAAUGUAAUAAUGUGUGUGUCCAGGGUCUCCAGAUAGGCACCAGGGAGCUGGAGGAGAUGGGAGCCCAGUUCUGUGUGGCUCUGCUCAGGCUGAAGAGACUGACCUCGCCCCUGGAGCUGAGGAACCACGCCCACCUGCUGGACGUCGAGAGUGACCUGAUCGAGACACGCUGCAAAGUCACCAGGUCAGACACAUGCACACACCAAGGUUACUAUAGUAAACAAAAAUAAAAACGAUACUGAAACGAACUCAUAUAAGAUAAAAACCAUCAUAAAUUAUGUUUAUUUUUUAAUAUUUUUUUCAAAACUUUGGGCAAAAAUCGAAUGGGGUUUUCAAUCUUCUGAAUCUGGUGGGUAAAUGCUGCCAGUAAAUGCUAAUGUUUCAAAUAGGCCUAUCUUGUGCAUUGCUAUCACUAGCUAUCACUAGCUAUCACUAGCUAUCACUAGCUAACAGGGAAGAAAUCUGGGGGCGAGCACGGCGCGUGAAUGGGCCAAGCUAGAGCAUCUUUUGAAGUUGCUGGAGCCGUUCGCAAUCCACACCAACCAACUUCAAACUGACAGCCAGUUGCUGUCUGAUGUGGUGCUGUGCCUUCUCAACCUUGAGGCUUCUGUUGCAAAACAGAUGGGACAGGUCCACCUGAAGUCAUAUUGAAUCCUCUGGCAGCCAACUUCGAUCCAGCCCCUGCAGCAGCUUGCCAGAUGGACCCAAGUGCAUCUCUGGCACUUCGCUCAACAGAGAUGGAGCCACUGAUGAGGGAAGCAGUCUUUUGUACUUCAGCAAUUCGGACAGUACUGCUGUGGAGCAGCACGACCCCCGAAAGAUGCCAGCACGUUGAAUCCAGCAAGCAUCUCAACCACAGUUCUUCAGAAAUAUAGCUUCCUCGCAUCGAAGAUUGUGUCUGAGGUCACUGUGCAGCAAGAGGGUCGACCUGGCAGGACAUGAAGUGCCCCGUGUGAGCUGCGGAAAUACCUGGAAGAGGUAAAGGGGGGCAUGUUUACAGAGUCACCUCUCCAGUUCUGGCUGUUUAUCCAAAGCUGUGCCCUGUGGCACUGGAUCUGGUUUCUGUCCCUGCAUCCCAAGCGUUCGUGGAGAGAAUAUUCAGCAUGUCAUCAGGCUUGAGAAACCGAACGACCACCUCUCUGGACGCAGAUUCUUCUUGAAGAUAAAACAGAAAUUAUUGUUUGAUUGAACAGAAACACAUACACACACACAAGCUGGCUGGCUGUGAACUGAUAGAUUUGUGAAGAAGUGUUGUAUUGCUUAUGUUUUUGCGGCUUAUUUUAUUUUUGUUAUUUAAUUUUUUACACUCCAAAAACAAGCUUAUACAUACGAAGAACAACUUACAGACACAAACAAUGACUACAUCUCAUCUGCCCAGACCCGCAUGCUCACACCAGCUGUUUUUAUUUACCCUAUUUGAAGGGGUUAGUCAGUGAUGUGCCAUGACUUCAUUUGUUGUUUUUUCCUCUGUCUCUGUCAGUCAGAUAAAGGUAAAGGUACUUGAUUCAGUUUACAUCAACUACUAAAGUAAAAAAAAAAAUUGGAUUGGUGUGAACAUUGGCAAGAGUUUCCUUCAAUCAUAUUUCUUGCAUCAGUCUAGGCGCUUAUCCUUUAAAUCCAAGUCACAUUAGGAUAGAUUUAUAAUUGAAACCUAACCAAACCUAUGUCCUGGCCAUGGAGUUGUAUGGAGUCCUCUAGUGGCCAAAAGCCUGUGUUAGCAUGGGCAGCACCAUUGAGGACUUUCGCAAUUUUGAUUUAGUCAACUGGGAGGGACUUCCAACUUCAUUGGCUGAUCCCUCCUGAUGACCCGUUUGGCAUGACCUGAUGACCCGGUUGGAGUCGUGACAGCUGGGUCAUCAGGAGGGAUCAGCCAAUUAUUUUUACUUGUGAAAAAGAAAAUGUACUAUUUCAAGAUAGAGAUGGCCUCAAUGGUGCUGCCCAUGCUCUCACAGACGCCAUCAUGGGACAGAGAUGUUAUGUCUAUGGUCCUGGCCCAUCACCUUAUUUAUGUAUUACUGCCCCCCAUUGGCAAAGAGUGACAUCCCAAAAAAAUUAACUAUAGGCAUACAACACAUAUAUGGCUCCUAGCCUCCCAUGCAUAGGCUACCUUUUGUCCCUAACUCUAAAACUGAAACUAAAUCAUAUAAAAAUGAAAGUGUUUUUAUCAAACUGAAACUAAAUAAAAACUAGUAAAUCAAGCCUAAAAACAAACUGAAACUAAACUGAAUUUCAAAUAAAUCGAACAACUAAUAGAAAUAAAAAAUAGUAUUAAAUCACAAAACUGUAAUAACCUUGGCGUGCGCGCACAUACAGUGGGGAAAAAAAGUAUUUAGUCAGCCACCAAUUGUGCAAGUUCUCCCACUUAAAAAGAUGAGAGAGACCUGUAAUUUUCAUCAUAGGUACACGUCAACUAUGACAGACAAAUUGAGAAGAAAAAAAAUCCAGAAAAUCACCUUGUAGGAUUUUUAAUGAAUUUAUUUGCAAAUUAUGGUGGAAAAUAAGUAUUUGGUCACCUACAAACAAGCAAGAUUUCUGGCUCUCACAGACCUGUAACUUCUUCUUUAAGAGGCUCCUCUGUCCUCCACUCGUUACCUGUAUUAAUGGCACCUGUUUGAACUUGUUAUCAGUAUAAAUGACACCUGUCCACAACUUCAAACAGUCACACUCCAAACUCCACUAUGGCCAAGACCAAAGAGCUGUCAAAGGACACCAGAAACAAAAUUGUAGACCUGCACCAGGCUGGGAAGACUGAAUCUGCAAUAGGUAAGCAGCUUGGUUUGAAGAAAUCAACUGUGGGAGUUAAUUAUUAGGAAAUGGAAGACAUACAAGACCACUGAUAAUCUCCCUCGAUCUGGGGCUCCAUGCAAGAUCUCACCCCGUGGGGUCAAAAUGAUCACAAGAACGGUGAGCAAAAAUCCCAGAACCACACGAGGGGACCUAGUGAAUGACCUGCAGAGAGCUGGGACCAAAGUAACAAAGCCUACCAUCAGUAACACACUACGCCGCCAGGGACUCAAAUCCUGCAGUGCCAGACAUGUCCCCCUGCUUAAGCCAGUACAUGUCUGAAGUUUGCUAGAGUGCAUUUGGAUGAUCCAGAAGAGGAUUGGGAGAAUGUCAAAUGGUCAUAUGAAACCAAAAUAUAACUUUUUGGUAAAAACUCAACUUGACGUGUUUGGAGGACAAAGAAUGCUGAGUUGCAUCCAAAGAACACCAUACCUACUGUGAAGCAUGGGGGUGGAAACAUCAUUCUUUGGGGCUGUUUUUCUGCAAAGGGACCAGGAUGACUGAUCCGUGUAAAGGAAAGAAUGAAUGGGGCCAUGUAUCGUGAGAUUUUGAGUGAAAACCUCCUUCAUCAGCAAGGGCAUUGAAGAUGAAACGUGGCUGGGUCUUUCAGCAUGACAAUGAUCCCAAACACACCGCCCGGGCAACGAAAGAGUGGCUUCGUAAGAAGCAUUUCAAUGUCCUGGAGUGGCCUAGCCAGUCUCCAGAUCUCAACCCCAUAGAAAAUAUUUGGAGGGAGUUGAAAGUCCGUGUUGCCCAGCGACAGCCCCAAAACAUCACCGCUCUAGAGGAGAUCUGCAUGGAGGAAUGGGCCAAAAUACCAGCAACAGUGUGUGAAAACCUUGUGAAGACUUACAGAAAACAUUUGACCUGUGUCAUUACCAACAAAGGGUAUAUAACAAAGUAUUGAGAAACUUUUGUUAUUGACCAAAUACUUAUUUUCCACCAUAAUUUGCAAAUAAAUUCAUAAAAAAAUCCUACAAUGUGGUUUUCUGGAAAAAAUAAUCUCAAUUUGUCUGUCAUAGUUGAUGUGUACCUAUGAUGACAAUUACAGGCCUCUCUCAUCUUUUUAAGUGGGAGAACUUGCACAAUUGGUGGCUGACUAAAUACUUUUUUCCCCCACUGUACACACACACACACACACACACACACACACACAGUCAUACUCUCCAACUUUUAAACCAAACAUGAUCCACUAGUUUAAUUGACAGUUGCAGUGUGGCCAGCACUCAGGACAGUAGUGUAGCUGCAUUGUUCGCUGUCAUCAUCUUCAGCAUCCUCAUGACAUGUCAAUGUGGCUCCUUCUUACAAAUCUCUUCUCCUCAUGUAUUGAUUUAGCCAUGUAUAAUUGAUGUAUUUAUUUAUUGAAGCCUUUCAAGCAGCCAGGUUAGAGACCUCAGGGCUUGGCUAUAGGCUCAUAACAGUUUUAUGAUUUUAUGCUUUUUAUCAUUCAAUUUUUAAUCAUCAGACCCAUGAUAUCAUAAUAACAAUAGGAUUGGAAUGGUGUGUGUGUGUGUGUGUGUGUGUGUGUGUGUGUGUAUGCACAUACAUAUUCUGUAUAUAUACAGUGCAAGUGUGUGUGUGUGGCCGGUCCAGUGUGAGUGAGUUUGGCCCUUGCAAUCUUUCUCUAAUGGACUGUAAUGGCUCAAGCUCUCUCACUCUGGGAUCUUAACACUCCUCUCCAGACAGCACUCUGUCCAUCCAGCCCAUUACACAAUUACACCCCGUCACACCCUCCUCCUAAUCCACUUUACCUCUCUCAGGGGCGGGGUGAGGGGGGAGCAGGGGUCAAUGUCUGAACCCCCUCAUCCACUGUCUCCAUGGGAUCCUCUUUCAAAGCCCUCACACCAUUAAAAACCAUUAAAAACCACUAAAACCACUAAACCUCUGAGACGUUUAACCAUUAAACCACUAAACUGACGCAUAAAGGAGAUGUCUCUAACAGAAAUGCAGCACGAUUAGUGAGUUGAUGUGAUUUUUUGUUGUUAGUAUACUUUUUAUUACCUGUCACUAGUUUUAUCUUUCUGAAUUUCUUUCUGAAAUCAUAUAAAUAAUGUAUAUUUAAUUUCUGUCCAGACCCAGGUUCAAAUCUUUUUUGUUUGCUUUCAAGGACUUAGAUUUUUUUAAUUGAGCAUGCCUAGAAUAAUGGACUGACUGUUUGAUGUGUUGUGUUGUUGUCAAGCAGCAGCCCGAGUACGUAUGUGCUGGAGGACGAAGAGCACUCCUUCAUGGAGGAGGUGGACUACAGCGCCGAGAGUGGCGAUGAACCUGACAACGACCCCGACACCGCAGACCCCCACGACAACCACCUCUCCGACUCCGAUUACAACAACCACAGAGACUCACUCACCUAGCUCAAAACCCCUGACCACUACCCAACCCUGACCACUACUUAACCACU
Molecule: messenger RNA, 18334 nt
Organism: Coregonus sp. 'balchen'
Lineage: Eukaryota; Metazoa; Chordata; Actinopteri; Salmoniformes; Salmonidae
Source: the annotation of a GenBank genome assembly